AUGAAGGUUCAUACGAUCUGUGUAUCGCGGAUUUGGCAAGAAGACGACUUUACCGCGUGUUUUCGAGAGAACUUCAUCAACUUGCUCUUUCCGGCUUUUAUCACCCUGAUCUCAAGUAUCAGUCUGCUAGUCAGCAUUCGUGUGAACGCGCAUCGGGCUAGUUACAAUGAGUCCCAGCAUCUACCACAGCUUGAGAUUGUCAGCGCUUCGUCGGAUGAGGCCAGCGCAGAGUUCGAGGGAUAUAAACCCGCGGUGCUGCUGAGUGGCGCUGCCCUGGGUGAACUGCUCGUGCUUGGCGGGUUGCUUAGCAUCCACAUCAGCCAGCUCCUACAAGCGCUCUCUAGCGGAUCUAGCCUUUUUCAACAGUCAGCAUCGGUAGUGUCCUGGUUUUACGCGGUUCUGGUCCUGAAUCUACCUCUGCUCAUGAAAAACGCAAGGUGGCAGCAACAACGACCCUGGGCGCAUUCCGGCACGAUCUAUCUUACUCAGUGGCUCUCGGCGGCGAUAAAUAUUCGCUCGAUGCUGCUAGACCGCGGAAUAUACCCGGAUUUGUACACACUUCUACUUGACCUUGGUCUCAAGACGAUACUGGUUGGCAUUCUCCUCUUCACAACAAGUCCAGACAGAGCGAUACCGACAUCACUUGAACAACGAGCUUCAGUAUUUUCCCGCCUUACCUUCUUCUGGAUGGAUCCGAUGUUGCUGAGAGGGUAUACCCAGGGUAUCAGCAUAGACAUGCUGCGGUAUCUCGACCAGGCAGACAAAGCCCAAAAUAUUCUGGCAUCCUACCAAUUACUGAAGAAAGACGCUGCAUUGUUAUGGAAAUUAGUGUCUCUAUUCGGAGAUACAUUAAUUUUGCAAGGCACAUGGGCCUUCGUUGCGGGUAUACUCACCGUUGCCCCCGCUCUGCUUUUGAACCUGAUCCUAAGCUCCCUUGAGCAGCCCGGACGCUACCCGCAACAUCUAGUGUGGCUUCUUGUCAUACUAUUUCCGUUGAUCGAUCUUGCCAAGUCGGUUGCAGACGGACAGGCCCUCUGGCAGGGUCACAAGCUUUGUCUCCGGGCACGCGCUUUGCUGAUUGGUGAAGUGUUCCGGUUGACACUGCAUCGAAAGUCAGUUCACGAAACGGCGCCUACAUCCCGAAACACAAACACAACCUAUACCAUGCUGGUAAGGCUGAAGACAUGGGUUCGAUCAAAGUUAGCUGCGGAGGAGGGCACUAUUACCUUGCCCAUCGACUCACCUACCGCCAGCCUAUCUAGCUCAGAAGACAAAGAUGUCGAUUCGAGAACCGGUGAACUAGGCACCGGGAACGUCAUCAACCUGAUGUCCAUCGACAGCUACAAAAUCGGUGAUGCCAUGUCUAAUUUGCACCUCCUUACCAUCCAAGCGCCUAUGCAGAUUAUCAUCACCAUCGCGAUGCUAUACCGCAUCCUGGGAUGGAGUGCCUUUUCAGGUCUCUCUGUCAUGCUUCUCACGAUUCCUUUCAACAUCACGCUGAGCAAAGGCCUAGUCCACAAUCAAGAAAAAAUGAUGGCGUCGACGGAUCAACGAAUUCAUGCAUCCAACGAUCUCUUCCGGAACAUCCGCACUGUAAAGUUCUUCGCCUGGGAACGUCAUUUUCGCGCAGUAGUAAACGGUGCGCGACGUAUGGAACUGAAAGGUUUACGCUAUCGUUUCGUAUUAUGGGCCGCAUUCAACACCGCUUGGUUCGCUGUUCCUGCCCUAAUGACGCUGAUCUCUCUCACCUGCUACACGACGUUGGAGGGGAAAACAUUACGCCCCUCCUUGGCUUUUGCAUCCGUAUCCAUGUUUACACUCCUGUGUGUUCCUUUGGGCAACGUAGGACAUGUGUUGGCCCAAGUCAAUGAGGCGGGCGUGUCUCUGAGGCGUAUCGAGGAGUUUUUAGGGGAUGUAGAGGAUAUCUUGCCUCCUGCCAGCACUACCAUCGAAGACACUACGGAUAGUCACAUGUUGGGCUUCCAUCAUGCUCAGUUUAGCUGGAGCAAGCGCGGUGAAACUGCAUCUGAUUCGUCCAUGGCCUUCGAACUGCACGACAUGGACUUCAGCUUUCAAACAGCAAAACUCAAUGUUAUCGUCGGCCCAACAGGUGCAGGCAAAAGCUCUCUACUACUAGCUUUGCUCGGGGAGAUGCGUCUAGUAAGGGGCGACCUAUCAUUCCCUUUUGCCCGGAGCCGCGCCUACGUCGCACAGACACCGUGGAUAUUUCAUGGGACUAUACGGGAAAACAUAUUAUUCUCGACCCCCUACGACCCAAAACGAUAUCACCACGUCAUCGAGAUCUGUGCUCUCGAGCGCGACUUGCAUUGUAUGAGUGCUGGUGACGCUACUGUCACGGGUGAAAACGGUAUUACACUUUCUGGUGGACAGAAGCAGCGCAUUUCCCUUGCUCGUGCGAUCUACUCACACUCACGCACCUUACUCCUGGACGACUGCCUCAGCGCAUUGGACCCACAUACUGCUCAGUUUAUCUUCGAAAACUGCAUCAAAGAGCUCCCUUCUCAAGGUCGUACAUGCGUCCUCGUUACACAUAACACGGCGCUUUGCAUGCCGGCAGCUGACUUCGUGGUUGCUUUGGACAAAGGUCGUGUUAUCGCUUAUGGAUCUCCCCGUCACGUCUUGAAUGCCGGUGUGUUCCCUUGCGCUGACCAUGAUGCAUUGGAUUCUGAGAUGGCGAAGAUGAAGCAGGCGCCCGAAUCAUUCGAGACGCCGCGGGAGGUCUGGCAAUCCCGACUGACCUCACCAAACGGAAGCCAGGAUACCAUCGUAGAACCUGACAACCAUACACCUACACUCCAGGACAGCACAGGUGCCGAGGAUGCAGGCGUCGUCGAUUGGUCGGCUAGUAAACUUUAUCUGUUUGCCAUGGGAGCUUGGCCAUUCUGGGUGGUCUUGAUCUUUUUAUUCGUGGCAGAACGAAUGGCUGGUGUGGCGUCCACCUUGUGGAUUGGACGAUGGUCUAACGAGUCUAUGUUGAGCAACGAUAUCAAUGUUGCGGGGUUCGGACAAACUGUUCACGCACAUGCCAUAUGGCUCUUCAAUUCCCGGAGUCAUCCCGGUCUCUCUGCGCCUAUCACUCAACAUAACCUGAUGAUAGCGAGCCAAGUGCUGCCGCAAGAUCCCUCCAGUUCUUCGACCAAUCCUUGGCAUCAUAUCUUCGUCCUCGCUAUAAUCAGUCUUUCAGGCAUCGGCUUCGUGAUCAUUCGAGAAGCUUGGGCGGCCUUUGGUUCGCUAACGGCGUCACGAAAACUGCACGCCAGGUUGCUCAGCGUCACCACAAACACGACAUUCCGUUUCUUCGAUACAACCCCCCUUGGACAGCUCAUGAAUCGCUUCAGUAAAGAUAUGGAGAUUAUCGAUCAACAAAUGACGCCUGCUAUCAUGUACAUUGUCAGUCUUAUCCUCGACACGAUUGUUUCCAUUGUUGUCAUUGGAUGGACCACGCCGCAGCUCCUGAUCGUGGGCUGCUUCAUCAUCUUCAUCUAUCUUGGCAUAGCUAGGUUCUACCUACGCUCAUCGCGAAAGCUCAAGGAGCACGAGGCUAGAGGCCGGAGUCCACUAUUCCAGCAAUUUGGUGAAGUGCUCACCGGGCUUGUCACGAUUCGAGCCUACAACAACGAGCAGCUAUUCCUCGAGAGUAACGCAGAACGCAUAGACACGCAAUCGCGGCCCUUUAUCCACCUCUGGGCCGCUAACCGAUGGCUAGCUCUCCGCACUGAGCUUUUGGGAAACCUCUUGUUUGUCCUGACUAGUGUCUUCAUCCUGCUGAGCGACAACAUCAACCCCGGCUUGGCGGCCGUCUCAUUAACGUAUGCGAUGAGCUUCUCCAACAAUCUCAUUUGGCUUAUACGUAUGUACGCUCAUUUCGAGCAGAACAUGAACUCCGUCCACCGUAUUGGUAACACAUUGAGCGCAGAGCAAGAGGCAGACCCAGACACGGCGCUCUACCAUCCCAACGCUACCUGGCCCUCGAACGGCGUGAUCGAGUUUCGGCACUUCUCAGCGCGUUACCGGCCAGACCUAGAUCUGUGCCUUCGCAAUAUCAGUUUCCGCGCUCACCACGGGGAGCGGGUUGGUAUUGUAGGUCGUACGGGCGCAGGUAAAAGCACUCUCGGCCUUGCCCUCUUCCGGGCCUUGGAAGCUGAAGAAGGAGCAAUCCUAAUAGACGACGUGGAUAUCAGUCAAGUCACGCUAGUGCGCCUCCGUCAAGCCGUUACUAUAGUACCCCAGGACCCUAGCCUAUUCGCUGGCACCAUCCGGUCCAAUGUAGAUCCCCUACACGAGCACUCGGAUGCAGAAGUGGACGCAGUGCUUCAUCACGUGCAGCUGUCAGGCACGACUGAAGGCGAAUUGCACGCAGGGGCUCUCAUCGUUGACGCCGGGGCCAAUUUUUCCCAGGGACAACGACAGCUGCUGUGCCUCGCACGCGCUCUCCUGCGGCAAAGCCGCAUUCUCAUUAUCGACGAAGCGACGGCUUCCAUCGAUCACGCCAGUGAUACCCUGGUGCAAGCCGUGUUGAGCGGCCUCGACGCUACAGUCUUGACAGUAGCGCACCGUCUUGCUACUGUCGCAGACCAUGAUCGCAUCGUUGUCCUAGAUCGUGGUGCUAUUAUCGAACAGGGCGCCCCUUGGGUACUGCUUCGCAACCCUCAUAGUGCCUUCCGCGCCAUGUGCGAAACGAGUGGCGAGUUUGAACGUCUUGUGCACAUUUCUGAGUGCGCUCGACGUGCGAAGAAUAUUAUAGAUAUAGAUUUCCUUGAGUAA
Alternaria atra is the source of this 4785-nucleotide messenger RNA. RefSeq lists its product as uncharacterized. Gene Ontology annotation, cellular component: fungal-type vacuole; fungal-type vacuole membrane. The transcript is spliced from 3 exons. NCBI's taxonomy places the organism in Eukaryota, Fungi, Ascomycota, Dothideomycetes, Pleosporales, Pleosporaceae. Bases 1 to 4785 code for a protein of 1594 amino acids. Gene Ontology annotation, biological process: transmembrane transport. The record is from RefSeq and is a predicted model, not a curated record. Gene Ontology annotation, molecular function: ABC-type peptide transporter activity; ATP binding; ATP hydrolysis activity.